Vicia faba (fava bean) is the source of this 1248-nucleotide messenger RNA. Lineage: Eukaryota; Viridiplantae; Streptophyta; Magnoliopsida; Fabales; Fabaceae. The record is from the annotation of a GenBank genome assembly.
AUGUUGCUUGGCAUGCACAAAGAGAAGCAGUUAUGUACUCUUAUCCACACAAUGAUAAUGCAACUUCUGAUUGCACCCACUAAAGGUAACGAUGAGGAUCAAGAUUGGACAACUCUUUUUCAACAUGAUCUAUAUCCUGGAAAGAAAAUGAGCUUAGGCUUUAACAAGCAUUCUAAUCGGCAAUCGUUACGAUCAAAGGCAGGCCAGCCUUUGGGAACAUGGAUAUGGAGUGAAAUACAUAGUCUUAGUAGCUAUUGUACAAAUCCGACAUCUAUAAGAGAAGAGAAGUAUUGUGCGCCGUCUUUAAAAUCGAUGAUGGAUUUUUCCAUAUCAAAGCUUGGAAAAAAUAUUAAGGUGAUUUCGAGUUACUUUGCGCAAAAUCAAGACCAAUAUGUGAUAGAAGAAGUAAACAAAAUCGGAGACAAUACAGUGAUGUGGCAUAGGUUAAAUUUGGAAAAAGUUGUAUUUUAUUGUCACCAAGUCAAUAUGACAACGGCUUAUAUGGUUCCAUUGGUUGCCUCGGAUGGAACUAAAGCGAAGGCAUUGACAAUAUGUCACCAUGACACAAGAGGUAUGGAUCCUAAGAUUGCACCCAUUAAAGGUGACGAUGAGGAUCAAGAUUGGACAACUUUUUUUCAACAUGAUCUAUAUCCUGGAAAGAAAAUGAGCUUAGGCAUUAACAAGCAUUCUAAUCGGCAAUCGUUACGAUCAAAGGCAGGCCAGCCUUUGGGAACAUGGAUAUGGAGUGAAAUACAUAGUCUUAGUAGCUAUUGUACAAAUCCGACAGCUAUAAGAGAAGAGAAGUAUUGUGCGCCGUCUUUAAAAUCGAUGAUGGAUUUUGCCAUAUCAAAGCUUGGAAAAAAUAAUAAGGUUAUUUUGAGUUACUUUCCGCAAAAUCAAGACCAAUAUGUGAUAGAAGAAGUAAACAAAAUCGGAGACAAUACAGUGAUGUGUCAUAGGUUAAAUUUGGAAAAUGUUGUAUUUUAUUGUCACCAAGUCAAUGCAACAACGGCUUAUAUGGUUCCAUUGGUGGCCUCGGAUGGAAUUAAAGCAAAGGCAUUGACAAUCUGUCACCAUGACACAAGAGGUAUGGAUCCUAAGGUGCUUUAUGAAGUUUUAAAUGUUAAGCCCGGGACAAUUCCGAUUUGUCAUUUUGUUAGAAAUAAGGCUAUUGCUUGGGUGCCUAAUCAUGAUGGAAGUGACCAUGAUAAUAACCAUCCCUAUGUUCAACAAUUGAAUAAGGAAUAA